GUCCCCUCCAUUAUCUUCGCCGGAAAACCCCAUUUUCCGCCGGCGAGAACCCUCUCCCCACGAAUGGCAUCAUCAAUUCCUUACAUUUCACUAACUGCGCCACUAAAUUCACACACAAAACUUUCAAUACACAAACCCCUCUUCUGCUUUCCCAAUUCCAUCUCCUUAAAACCUAUCAAUAAAACCCCUCGUUUUCCUUCUCCCGUAAUUCGGAAAUCCUCUUCUAAUUCCGCCGGCGCCUCCGCGGCAUCCGCAUGCUCGACGUCGUAUCCGUUCAUCGGAAAAGUUGGAUUGCAUAGAAGAGAAGGUAACUUCAUGUUACUGUCCUACGGUACCAACCCUAAUACCGGAUCCAUCGACGGAGUAAAAACUGAUGUUUCCCAAAUUCUCUCGGCGAUGCUUCCAUUUGUGGUGGCGCUCACCGCGAUUGCUGCUCUAACUCAGCCAUUAACUUUCACCUGGGUGUCCAAAGAACUCUAUGCUCCUGCUCUUGGUGGAAUCAUGUUGUCAAUUGGAAUUAAGCUUUCGAUUGAAGAUUUCAAGCUUGUUUUCAAGAGACCGUUACCAUUAUCUGUGGGGUUUCUUGCUCAGUAUAUCUUGAAACCGGCUUUAGGGGUGUUUGUGGCAACAUCAUUCGGGAUGUCUCCAAUGUUCUUCACAGGGUUCGUAUUGAUGUCGUGUGUUGCAGGCGCUCAGUUAUCGAGCUAUGCUAGCUUCUUGGGCAAAGGGGAUGUCGCUUUGAGCAUUCUUUUAACGAGUUCCAGUACUAUCGCCUCUGUUCUUUUUACCCCUCUUUUAACCGGCCUUCUUAUUGGAUCGGUUGUCCCUGUGGAUGCUGUGGCUAUGUCCAAAUCAAUCUUGCAGGUUGUUCUUCUUCCGGUUACACUUGGGUUAGCACUGAAUACAUACGCAAAACCAGUUGUAUCUGUUCUUCAGCCUGUGAUGCCAUUUGUGGCUAUGUUUUGUACUUCCAUUUGUAUUGGCAGCCCUCUGGCGAUUAACCGGAGCCAAAUUCUUUCUGCAGAGGGUCUCAAGUUGAUUUGGCCGGUUUUGGCAUUUCACGCUGUGGCGUUUACUGUUGGUUACUGGAUUACCAAACUUCCGUUUUGUAGGCAAGAGGAAGAAGUAAGCCGAACGAUUUCUUUAUGCACGGGAAUGCAGAGCUCCACGUUGGCCGGACUUCUUGCAACGCAGUUUCUGGGCAGCAGCCAAGCCGUUCCGCCAGCAUGUUCGGUGGUUGUAAUGGCGAUCAUGGGACUCUGCCUAGCUUCUUUUUGGGGAAAUGGUUAUCGAAUCCGAGACUUGCCGUAUCUUCUCUUCCCACAAACUGAUUCCGCUGUUAGCCCUCAAACAUAGUUCUCUGCGUCGAUUUUCGGGUGCAUCUUCGAUUAGUGCUAAACAUGAAACGGGCAGGUUAGAGUAGCAGCCAGCGGAUGCAUAUCUGCGUCCCUUUUAUACAGUCCCGAUAGUAUUUACAUGCUAGAAACCAUACCGAAAGCAGGAUAGAGUAAAUGCCAGGUUUGAAUGAGGCGAAGGGGCCGGUAUCGAUCGGGUUUUUGAAAGCCGGGGGAUAUAUAGUCGGUAUGUGCGUUGCCACGAGUUUUUUGAUUUAUAACU
Messenger RNA from Cynara cardunculus var. scolymus (artichoke), 1617 nucleotides. RefSeq names its product probable sodium/metabolite cotransporter BASS3, chloroplastic. Gene Ontology annotation, cellular component: membrane. Lineage: Eukaryota; Viridiplantae; Streptophyta; Magnoliopsida; Asterales; Asteraceae. The transcript has 5 exons. The coding region runs from base 64 to 1356 and encodes 430 amino acids. The record is from RefSeq and is a predicted model, not a curated record.